Messenger RNA from Pelagomonas calceolata, 1713 nucleotides. NCBI's taxonomy places the organism in Eukaryota, Pelagophyceae, Pelagomonadales, Pelagomonadaceae. The record is from the annotation of a GenBank genome assembly.
AUGACGGCAGCGAUGCCUCGCAGAGCACUGCUGUGCUGCCUCAGCCUGGCGGCCGCACAGCAGCGGCGCGAGCUAAAAGCCAAGGCCUGGUUCGGCAAGAGCAACAACAGAAAAGAAAGCGUUCCAUUGGAGCAGCACGACGGCGCCGACGCGAGCGAACCGUGGCUCGUACACGACGUUGCCGCAACCAAACAAACGGCAAUAACCCACGACCGCUUCCACGGCCUGUACCCCUGCCAGAUCGGCACGCCCUGCCCGUCCUACUCCGCCGCGUUCCUCGCGUCGCGGCUGCAGGUCGUCGACAACGCCGUGACGCCGAAUCGCAUGAGGCGCAGGAACACGAACAUGGAGUCCGCGUCGUAUCACAUGAUGGGUCAUAGGGGAGCGUACGACGUGUGGCGGACGGUCGACGCGUUUGAUUAUGCCGUGGAACACCUGUCGAUGUACGAGCGGAUGAUGCAUGCCUCUAAGUCCGGUAAGGACAAGGGCUCGGCGCUGGGGGAUGUCUUGUAUGGGACCUUCGUCGACAACCUCGCGAAAUACGAGAAACGCCUCAAAGAACGAUGUGGAGGGGACGACCCGGCGUUGAGGCGUCAGAAGCGGUUCACCGAUGCCGAAAGAACGGUCGGCGUCAUGCCUUUUUAUGCGGCGGGCAAGGCCGGCCACGACGGUCAUGCUGAUAUUGAUCCGAUGCACGGGCUUGGGAGCGGGCAUACGCGUUAUGAAUCGAAAGCGUUGUAUCUCAACAUCACGAUACGGUCGAUAAGAUGCCACUUCGGGGCCGUCGCGGUCAGUGCCUUGGACCCGCGGGAUCGCGCUUACCUCGAGAAAGGUGUCGGAUUGCCGAUCAUUGACGACGUGCUGUGGGUGGACCAUCUGCCUGUGAAUAAGCCGUCCUUCCUAGGAGUCGCGACGAUCCGAGAGAUCCAGCGGCGGUGGACGAACGAAUCGACGGCUUUGUGGCGAUCUUUGGAUUUUGUGCACUACACGGAAGCUGAUCAAAUUUUACAUAUACGUCCUAGACAUAGGCACAAGCUCUACCAAGUCCUGAAAAGCAGUGAGAAGGGCGGGGCCUGGAAGGGCGGCAAGAUGUCCAUCUUGACGCCUCAUAGACUGAACGCCAUACCACGAGCGCAGGACGUGGACUUUCUGCGGAAAGCUUUUGAUCCCCCGGCCUAUGGAAAUAACUUACCAGAAGACGUCUCGGAGGAAGUUUUGAGAGAUUUGGAGUCCCAGGCGGCCGUGGUGCGGAAGGAGGAGUAUCAGCUACCAUCUGCAUAUGAGCCUCGACGGGACCCCUGGCACUUGCUGGUCUUCGGGACCCAGCGGGGCGCGUGGGUGCGACGGGAGCUCGAUGGAUAUGGGGCUAAAAAAACUUUAGAGUUGGACGACGAGUUGCGGUACGGGUCGUGUUGCUAUCUGCGCAAGGGCGAGACGUCGUACCCUUAUGAUGAAAGGGGUAAAAGGGGAGGCACGCGCGUCGACGAUUCGACGGCCGGUACUUAUCUCACGAAUCAGUGGUCGAAUGAGGACGUCGAUAGACCUUCACCGGUGGAAGUUGUUAAAAUAGGGGACCACGCCCUCGGCAUCCUCGCCGGUUUGUGCUGCCACAUCUGCGCGCGGCGCGGGCGGCUGGGGCGGCACUGCGACAACUACUGCGCGCCGGCGGCGCCGGGUUUUGAAGAUUGUGCGGUGGGGGAGUACGCCGAUUAA